This is a messenger RNA of Phialemonium atrogriseum, 2719 nucleotides long. RefSeq lists its product as uncharacterized. Lineage: Eukaryota; Fungi; Ascomycota; Sordariomycetes; Cephalothecales; Cephalothecaceae. The coding region runs from base 211 to 2220 and encodes 669 amino acids. The transcript has 6 exons. The record is from RefSeq and is a predicted model, not a curated record.
CUUACACCAAUAUAAGAUUGGUUAAAUAUGGUGAGAUUCGCUCUGCUCAAGGUCACUUCUGACCGCCAAUAUUCCCUCUAUACGAGUUCAAGGCCCCCUAUCCGCCGUUUUCUUGGUUCUGCUUCAGCUGCCCGUGCUGGUUGACAUUGGACUUGAUCCUGCCAUUUUGGUUGGUUCGGGAGCUUUUCCCCUGGGUGUUUGUUUGUUUCAAUGCAGUUAACGGAGGCGACUCUCGGCAUUGAUCUGGGAAGCACCAGCUCAAGAGCUUUUCUGUGGUGCCCUGGAAACGGCGCCGAGCAUCAUGUGGAGAACAAAUCGAGGAACAACCUAACCUCGACAAGAUACGAAAAGGGCGAUUUCUCCUCGACAGGAUUUCCCUUUGACGACAACGGUCCGGUUUAUCUAGGCGAGACACCAAAUCCCGACCGCCAGUCCACGUCGUUAAAGCACGGCUUCUAUCCAUUGGCAGAGGCUUCGACGGAUGAGCUCAUCCACGACUAUUCCCUCGUGCAACCAUUAUGGGCGAGGAGAAACGAUCCGACCUUCCGAGCUCGGCUACUUGAGGGCUUGCGGGGACUUCUCUCAACCAUCCAACGACGCGUCAACCAGAUAUGCAGAGCAAAGCGGCUGUCAGUUACAAUAAUCGGACUCUCCGUCCCUUCGCAAUGGACACUUGAAUUCGAGAACGUCUACAGAGACCUCGUCGUUGAGGUCUUCAACCACCCCCCUGCCGAUAUAUACUUCCACACGGAAACUGAAGCACUCGCCCAUUAUCUUGUCAAGAAUCAUAUUAACGAACUCAAUGGCGUUACCGCAGUUGACGUUCUUCUACUUCUCGAUUUCGGGGGCCACAAUAUGAAUGGCUGUCUCUUCUGCGUCGUAUCCAACCAGGACGGGGAUCCAAGCUUUUACGGCAUAGGCAGGCCUUUUGGUGCUGGCGGAGGGAGCGAGCAAUGGGAGUACAACAUUGGCACAAAGUGUGCGGAAAUUAUCAGGCGCGCCUACAAUCACAGCCUGUCAGCAAGGAAUAGACAGAGACUUCUCGAUAACUUCAACCGAGAAAAAACAAACUUGGGUCCGGGAAACAGCAGGUCGGUCACAUUUAUUUGUGAGGAGAAUGGCACACCAUGGAAGGUGAUGCUGGAUUCCCAGAAUAUUGACCAAUGCUUCGCGGACGCCCUUAAGGGGCCACUCCAAGUCGCCGCCGAUCGCAUCGCAGAGCUCUCCAAGAUCAACGGGUCGAAACGGAAGGUCGUGGUUUCCGGAGGGACGUGUCGGAAUCGAGCUCUCCAGGCGUAUCUGCGAAAGCUCUGCAAGAACGCAGGCCUCCCAGCGCCUCUGUUCACUGACAGCCUCGAGAUCAACUACGAGACCCUGAAGAUUGCCAAAGGCGUCGCCUAUGCUGCCGGCGGUAGCGGCAGUAUCGAAGACUUCUUCCGUCGCGGGGCAGCCUUCGGCUUGCAGAUGAGGCAGCGUCCCACGAGAGGCAACAGCAACCCAGAUAGAUUGUGGGACGAUCGCGCAUUUUUCCUUCUCGAUAAGAACCACCAGACAACACGUCGUGUCUCCGUAAACGGCCGAGAGGAACUCCGAAUCGUCUGCGACCCGUUCUGGGCCGAAAAGCAUGACGCAGAGGAGGAGGAAGAGCUCCCCUACAACACGUGCUACAACGUCCUCUAUCUCGGCAAGCCGACCCGCGGGUACUGGCUCCUGCGCCUCUCGGUGACCGGCAGUGGUGACUCGAUGUCUCUGCUGCUCGAGGGGUCGCGGCAGCCAUGUGGGUCGCGCAGGCGGCGGGCCAUGGUCCCAAAGCGCUUCCCGCUGCAGUUCGACCGCGGGACCAACUGCGUCUACAUCGGGGUUCGUGGCCACAGCCUCGAGGAGCUCGGGCUGGGCAUGUGCCUGGAUCCCGGGGACGGCGCGGACGAGGAUGCCUGUACGACGAUUUGGGAGGAGGAGGACCCGGAGCAACGUGGUUCGUCUGGGAUCAGGACGUGGGACCCCGAAGAGGGUACCGUCCGUCUCGAACCAACCGAGUGGGGUGGGCUGGGGCUCGAGGGGGGGUCAUUUGACGAGGAAAUGAGCGCUCAGGUCAACCUUACAUCGACUGCAGAGCACCGUGCCAAGCGAUCCGGGUCGCUCCACCGUGCUUUGGUGAUCGACCCGUCUGAGCGACGGCAACAUCCAUAUAAGAGGCCCCCUGGGGCUACAGGAACAUGACGGGCCAAUUGUAGGUCCAAGUAAUUAUAAUGGGGAAAGACGGCGAGGGUGGGUACAAACGCGUAAUACCGCUGUCUGAAUUAUCUUGGCUUCACGUUUUGGGAAGUAGGGUAAAAUAUCUGGAGAUGAUGAAAAAUUGUAGCGGCUAAUAGGCUAAGCUAUCGUCACACUGUGUAUUGUCACCAUUUUAUUUGAACUAACUACCCAGCCUUAUAUGGAGGGGCAGUAAAGAUCCUAGGGAGGAGCCGAAGCUGUGCACAAGCUGGGAAACCCUAAAAUUGUAUUCAUAUUUUCCUGCGUACUCAUCAGUCGGCAGUGCCGACUCGGCACCGCUAGCCCUGGCCAGGUGGCUGUCUGUUUGAUAUUCUCUUCCUAAUAUUCGGGGCAUCAUUAGGAGUAACGCAAACAUGCGGCUAGAUUCUCGCUUCACAAGAGAUACAGGGUUCAGAGGCGGAGGAGCCAAUAAGCCAAACUGGGUCCAUUGAGCCGCAGAAGCAAG